AUGAACAAGAAGUGCACAGCUAUUUUGUUAGCCCUAUUGGUGGCUGCCGCAGAGGCCAGCAACGUGGCUAAUUCGGUCCAAACAAAGCUCCUUAAAGAUGAAAGGACCUGGGAUGGAUUGGGUCUUCACGCGGACGUUAACGAUUAUGUUGACAAGACUAUUCAUAUGAUAGUCCCCUUCAUGAGAGAGCAUGGUUUUGACCCAAUGAGCCUGCCAGAUGUUGAGGAGGGUUUCGAAGUCAGACCAGUGCUGAUUACCUACAGCGCAUGGCUGAGAAUCCACGAUGGCUACAUGACUGGUCUCGUCAACGUGGCCCGCUCCGGCGACCAGAGGGUUAACUACUUCGCCAAAAUGCUGCGUGUUCGUGUUCAACUACAAUUCAGGAACCUAGAAUUUGUGUACAAAUAUUUGGUGAAAGUGAUGAGAAUCGGUCCAACUGGUGGUAUCAUCGGCUCGCUGAACCGCUUCGUGGUGAUCUUCGAUUUACUCAUUGAUUUCAAUAACGACGAGCUUCACCUCCAACAAUUCUCACUCACCGAUAUAGGCCGGCUCCGCGUGCGGCUUACUGGCAACAUCCUGACCGACUGGCUGGUGAACCCUGUAAUCACCGUGUUCACAAGGAUCUUUGACAACAUCAUUAUCAAAGUGGUCGAGAUCAACAUUCGUAACGGUAUACACGACGCUAUCAGGAUCAUCAACAGCAAUAUCAGAAAUAUUAUGCAAUAUCUCGAGUCCUUUGGGUACAACGAAAUCAUCAGCUUUUGA
This is a messenger RNA of Chilo suppressalis (striped riceborer), 765 nucleotides long. Lineage: Eukaryota; Metazoa; Arthropoda; Insecta; Lepidoptera; Crambidae. The record is from the annotation of a GenBank genome assembly.